Molecule: messenger RNA, 2133 nt
Organism: Letharia columbiana
Lineage: Eukaryota; Fungi; Ascomycota; Lecanoromycetes; Lecanorales; Parmeliaceae
Exons: 2
Coding region: 1-2133 (710 amino acids)
Source: RefSeq, a predicted model, not a curated record
AUGACCUGGUUCUUUCACGGCAUAUCUAUGGCCUUUUUCCUAGCCUCCUUUCUUCAUUUUCUUCUCAUACCAUGGACACUGGCUGGCCCAGCCUCUAUGGGAUCUUUGACACCAACUCUUGCCCAAGUAAUACCUCCCUGCGCCCAAGAGUGCCUCGUGUCAUUCAUUACCAGCAACUUCCCUUCUUCGUCCUGUGGGACACCUCCAGACUCCGACUGUUUAUGUAUUAGCAGUAGCGCAUCCGGCUUGACCAUUGGUGAAGGCGGGCUUGAGUGCCUGUACUCCGAAUGCCCGGACUAUGAUUUUGACAAUUCGAUUGCCCUCCAGGUCUACGAGGUUUGCGCGACCGUUCAAGGAGCCAAACCAAACACACAUUCUACACUUACCGCAACUUCAACGACCAUCGUAUCUGCGACUGGCGGGGUCAGAGCGACUCCAACGAACAGCAACAAUUUUUCUUACAAUUCUGACUCGGGGUCUGUUUUUCCUGGUGCAUCAAGCGCGGCGUUGGGGACCAAUACAAUAAUUGCUACAGCGACAGGAUCACCUUCACCUUUUCCUAAGUCCACAUCUUCUUUAGACUAUGCUCGAACAACAAAGGUUGCGACUGGUGGCGUUGGACUAAAUGUUACCCCUACUACAACAUCAACCUCUUCUACAAGGUCAGUUGCAGCCGCAACUUCAUCUUCGGCCGUAGCGGCAGCGGCAAAGCCUAUCCUUACAAAGCCCCAGAUCGCAGGCGUUACGGUUGCUGGUGUUGGUGCCGCUGCCAUUGCAUUUGGCCUUUGUUUCCUUGUUUUUUGCCUUCGGAGAAAGCAUCGUAACCGGCACAGUGGUUGGUCUUUUGGUGGUGACAAGAUCAUAGACAGUCAGGAGACUACGCCUGACAUGGCUGCCAUUGGUGGUGGAGAGUUUGAAAAUCAUCCUCAGCCUAGCAGUCCCCCUGCAGUUGUAGCUGCACCUCCACCCCGCAGAGAGCUGAGAAUAGUUACUCCCGCCAGCUCUAGCGACGAUGGUUGGAAUCGAUAUCAGAGGAGUAUGGAUCCGGAGGAGGAGAUCGCACUUGCUGUACAUCCGCCUCCCUCAAAAUCAUCGAACCAUUCCCCCAUCGACCCGGUUACCCCAGCAAGCCACCGAACAUCCUCACAACUACUCCCCGAUAAACCAAUCUACAGCUUGUUUCCUCCACCUCUGCGUGUAACUCCACGAAACAGCUCGGCACCUGCAGGCCUCAGACCAUCCGGGCCUACCGCUCCACGACAAGCCAAUCCGCCCUACGGGAAAUACAGCCCUCGAUUUCCCAGCAACAUGGACACAAGCCAAGCCCACCUCCAACCUGGAUCUAGCCGGCAAAGAAGUCUGUCGGAUCCAUUCUAUGAUGAUUUCAAUCGCUCACCACCGCCGAAUAUAUAUCCGUAUGUGCAAGCGUCUCGACCACGGUCUCCAGGCUCAUCUCGCCCAGUCCCCAGAAAUUUCCCAGGAGCGUGGACUACACCAAUUGACAUUGUCCGUAAACCAGUUCCAGCACAUCAAUCACCGAGUGCCAGAGGACUGCGACCGGCGCCAUCAAGGACACAGCAACCGAGUCUCCCAAAGCCUUAUCCUCCGCCGCCACCAAUCGAACAGCACUACCUGGCAGCGAUCGAACGCUCCCACAGCCGCAAGGAUCCCCGAAGAAAGCAAAGUAACUCCAGCAGCAAACUCACACGUUUCUCCAACGGGUCAGAGACCAGCUUCGAAGACGCAGACGAAGAUGAAGCCCCAGCUGCCCGCAAAUUUCUCUCGCCCGUUGCUGAGUCUCCAGCUCUGAGAUCCCCUCAUCGCAGCGGAGUCACCUACCCCUCAAUUCCAAUAUCAGCUGCCGAGAGCCCAACUCGAACAGCACAAAAGAGAGCUCCAGCUAGACCUGAGCUGCCCACUCGAACUGAUUCCCUUCUCUCGAAGAGACUAGGUCCGCAGAAAGCCAGAGAAAUUGCAGGCAGGUUGCAGGGGACGCACCCAGGGGUUGAUGAGGAUGUCAGGGAUACGGCCAAAUGGAAGAUCCUCGUUAGUCCUGGACUCAAUCAUCUUGAGAGCUCUGGAUCGCCACGGUCGGCUAGGGGUAAUGGAAGGACACCGCCGAUGAAUAUGUAG